CUCACCAGAGUGAUUUUUCUCCUUGCACCAAGCGGUUGUUAGUUUCGCCAGCAGCAGCAGGAAGUGUGUCCAUCAAAGUUCCCCUUUUUUGCAGCGAGUUCCAUACUGCCUGUAAAAGCGCCUGAAUCCCACAGGAUAAAAGGAAAGCGGAGUAGUGCCGAGUGUGCCGUUUCCGUCCGAAGUCGGAUUCCCGUUUUUUCCCGGUGAAGAGUAGAGUGUGAUCUUUGACAUCCCCUUGCCAGCCAGCAAAAAGGUGUUCCAGGGGUGCGCCGCGCGAGUUUAGAGGUUCCGUUUUUCAGUUUUCUUCCGUCGCGCCGCGUUCGGUUUUUUCGGCGUUUCCACCCGAGAGAGCGAGAAAGGGAAAAGAAGAGAAGAGCGAAAGCGCGAGAGUUGGCAAUUUUGCGCUGAACGCGGAGAAAGAAGAAAACCGAUAUUCGCUGGUUGGUGGUGUGCUACUGCAGAGUGUAGUUUCGUGCGGGCAAUAUAAAGGAAAAGCCGGAAGCCUUGUUGGAUUCGUGUCCGACGGAUUUGGUGUGGAUUAGUCGCCCGUUUUUUGCCUGUUAACGGUGCAGAAUCGUGCUGUGAGUGUGCCGCGAGUGGCGUUUGUGCGAAGUAGCUAGUCCUCUAGAGCCGGAUUUCGAUUUUUUCCACGAGUGGACCCUCUGAACGAGAACCGGAGAUUUCCGAAACAGAUUCAUCCAAUAUGUCGGAACGCGAGAACAACAUCUACAAGGCCAAGCUGGCCGAACAGGCCGAGCGAUACGACGAAAUGGUGGAAGCAAUGAAGAAGGUUGCUUCCAUGGAUGUGGAACUCACAGUCGAGGAGAGGAAUCUCCUGUCGGUCGCCUACAAGAAUGUCAUCGGAGCACGACGUGCCUCCUGGCGGAUAAUUUCCUCCAUCGAACAGAAGGAAGAAAAUAAGGGCGUCGAAGAGAAGCUGGAGAUGAUCAAAAACUACCGCUCGCAGGUCGAGAAGGAACUGCGCGACAUCUGCUCCGACAUCCUGGAAGUGCUCGACAAACAUCUGAUCCCGUGCGCGACGACCGGCGAGAGCAAGGUGUUCUACUACAAAAUGAAGGGCGAUUACCACCGCUACCUGGCCGAAUUCGCCACCGGAAACGACCGCAAGGACGCCGCCGAAAACUCGCUCGUCGCGUACAAGGCCGCCAGCGACAUCGCAAUGACUGACCUUCCGCCAACGCACCCCAUCCGGCUGGGACUCGCUCUCAACUUCUCAGUAUUCUACUACGAAAUCCUGAACUCGCCGGACCGUGCCUGCCGCCUAGCGAAAGCCGCAUUCGACGACGCAAUCGCCGAGCUGGACACCCUCAGCGAGGAAAGCUACAAAGAUUCUACGUUAAUCAUGCAGCUGCUGCGGGACAACCUUACAUUGUGGACGUCCGAUAUGCAGGGUGACGGUGACGGCGGUGAACAGCGAGAACAAGUGGUUCAGGACGUCGAAGACCAGGACGUGUCGUAAUUUGUUACACGACUCGUUUUAUGUGUGAAUUUAUUUUAUUAAUUAAAGAAAAUAAGAUUAAGCAUUAUUAAAUAAGCUAUACAUAAGAAAACAACAAAGAAAAAAGGAAGAAAAUACUACAGCAUACACACAUACAUACACAACAACAAGACAAAAAGAACAGGAACCAGACAAAUUACGGCAAGUCGAACACACAGCAACACCCCCCGAAGCCGAACCGAUGAGAGCAACAAAAACACACACACACACAAAGAGCAAGAGAGAGUGAAACAAAAGCAAAAGUAGAAAAAAAAAUGUCGAAUUCUUACUUGGGAAAGUGAGAAAGUAUCUCAAUCGAAAGCGAGGUCAAAUUAAGAAGAAAAUCCACUAUUAGGAACGGAGGAAACCGGACUUCGUGUCACUCAUCUUCCUCUUUGGCGACUGGUAGUUGGAAGGAUCAAGAUCAAAAAGAAAACAGCAAUUGGAACACACACACUCUCACAUAUUUGCACCCCCAAAACAAUACACAAACACGCCGACACAAAUACUUACUACUACUACAUCAAAAGAAACAAAAGCAGCGUAUUAGAGCAUAUUGAUUACUACUACUACUACUAGUAAAAAAAAAGCUACAAAAAUCAGCUGAGUGGUGUAUAAAGAGAAACAGAAAAUCAUCAUCCAUUAAAUGUGUAUUGUUUUUGUCAAUAUAUAUUAAUAAAAAAUAAAAAGGAGCAAUCCGCAAAAAAUAAUAAAAAUGGAAUCUAAAUUUAAAGAAUGUAACACAAAGAGCAGAAAAGAAGGGAUAGUAUAAAAAAGGGGGCAUAGGCAUAGUAGGGGAAGCUACUAUCCCAGCAAGAAGUGUCAUUUUCCGUAUCCACUUGAAUUCGUCUUGCGGCGGUGUUCCGACUGGGCAAUCCGACCGGGGAUAGUGAGUGCAUGGGAGGAAGGAGAGAGUAGCGCAUUUCGAGUUUUUCCACUCGCAAAACAUUCCUAUUGUGAGAGCGAAAAAGUUUCGGGGAAAACAACGUGGCGAGUUGUUACCCACCAGAGUCCGGCGCACAGCGUUUGCGAGAGACAGAGAGAGUUUUGUGAAAGUAUUAUCAGUAUUCCGAUUUCAUUUUCUAAGUGAGUAUUCUGCGUUCGCGCUAGAAGAGAAGAGGGUCCGUUGACUCGGGUGGGGUUGAUAUCGCCAUUUCUCUAUUGUUUGUCUUGACGGAAUAUCCCGCUGUUUGGAUACUCCCGGUCAUUCGAGGUCGGAACACACGUCGGAUCAUAUGUUUGUGUUUUCAUUCGUUCGCGGUUUUGGGAAAACAACGCAAAAUUGAACCGUCGUGGUCAUGGGGUGGAAUUUUUCAUACUGGAAUUCAUUGUGAAUUAGUCGGUGUUAUAAGAUCACAUCAAGUAUACACCGUGAAGUUUUAAUAGCUUCAAUUCAUAAUGAAUUCUACUAUGAGGCAUUCAUUCUUAUUAAGUUUGGUUAAGGAAACCUCACAAGGUGGUCAAUUUUGCGCCAGUUUCUCCAAUCAUGUUCGAUUUCCUUCGCCCCUCGCAUGGUAAGAAAACCAAUCCUUAGCAUAAGCGGUAUUCAUAGGUGUUUAACAUACUCCAUUUCGGGAAGAAUGCAUCACACGGCACUCGACCAGAUUUGUGACUAAUUUCCCGUUUGGUAAUGUUUCGUUCGCCGGUUUCCUUUGUGAUUCCCGUCAUUUCGUUGAACCACCUUCCGUAGUCGAAAAAGGACAAACCAAACGAUAAAUAAUGCAGGGAAAUGAGUGUGAUGGAUAUUGAUUACUUUCUAAGUGUUUGUAGGACUGACUUGAUCCAUUCCAUUGAGGAAAACGCGGUAAAAAGGAGCACAAACCUUCAUAACAACUAGGAAAAAUGAGAAAGCGGAGCGGGUAAAAUCGGCCCUACUACAUUUUGACUGUAGAAAAAGUCCUUCAAGAACGUCUGAGCUAAGGGAAAAGUGCGAACCAGUUUUCUAAAAUCCAACAGAAGCGAAUUUUCAAGAAAAUACGAACACGUCAUUGAAUAGUCUAGCGAAUUGCCGAAUAAUAAAAAUCAUUGCAUUUAUUGUCACACUCUCACAUGAGCCGAAUAAUAAAACAUACCAGCUCACAAAUCGUUCUGAAACGAAUUCUAACUAGCUGAAUGACAUUCAUGACGAACUACACACCAACUGACGGCGAAACAACAGCAGUAAUGAUUGCGUCUCUAAACAAGUGCAAGCUAUGUUUUAAUCAGCGCAAACAAAUGUAAAAGAAAAAAAUGUUUCUAGUAGUAGCUAUUGGAUGCAGCUUUUUAAUUGCUACUAAACCUGUAUUUACGUGUGUUUUUCUCAUAGCCCUCUUUGAUGUUCCCAAAGCCAUCUUCAUCCUCACACACACAAAGGCAGACAUUUCAUUUCCCAGGGUAUGAAAACUGUUUCCCGCAUUUUAGUUGUCCGUUUCCACAUUUUCAUUGACAAACCAAACGCGCAAGAGCGAACAUCCGACGUAUCAAUUUUCCGAAUUAAAUUUAAGGCGGUAAAAAUAACAGAAUAAUAAUUAUUAAAGAAGAACAAGAAAAAAAACCUAUUGAUUAUUAUGAGUAGAAGUAUAAAUUUAAAGAUAAAUUAAUUGAAUAAAGAGACCCAUGCAAAACUACUUAAAACUUAACGCAAAGCAACCGAAUCCUACAAGUACAGAACAAACCAUACGCUAGUAAGAGAAUUACUUAAAUAAAACAUCCACGCAAAAACGUUGAAAAGAAUCAGACGCGAAUAAGCACUUCCAAAACAAAAACCUUACGUUUAGUAGAAUCUCGACAUUUUCCAACAUUCUUCUCGUUUGUUUCUAUUGAUCCGGAAUCCGCGAUUUUGUUGAUUGUGCCAUCGUCGUGCAAUUCGAUCGGUUUCAGAGAGCAUGUAAAAACAAUCGAAAACGAAACACUUUUGUUUCCUCUUCAAUGUUCGGAACAGGUUUUUUACUCCUUAUUUCAAGAUCGUUUCGCCAGAUAAGAGAAAAAAACAACAGCAAUCGCUCGCAAUUCACCACGAACAGCAGAAAAAUCAAAUUUCUCAUUGAAACAAAAA
Molecule: messenger RNA, 4532 nt
Organism: Aedes albopictus (Asian tiger mosquito)
Lineage: Eukaryota; Metazoa; Arthropoda; Insecta; Diptera; Culicidae
Gene: 14-3-3epsilon
Product: 14-3-3 protein epsilon
Exons: 5
Coding region: 704-1480 (258 amino acids)
Biological process (GO): regulation of mitotic cell cycle; signal transduction; intracellular protein localization
Cellular component (GO): cytoplasm
Molecular function (GO): phosphoserine residue binding
Source: RefSeq, a predicted model, not a curated record